AUGAAAAUCAUUCUGCUCUUAGUGCUGCUUGAAUCCAUACGCCUGGGCCAUGGACACAAGUUGGCAAAAGAAGAAAAACGGCGCUUGAUUGCGUACGACACGGAAAUAUUCCACAAAAUUCCCGAAUACACUAUCUACGAAGAGAAAUUGAGCGGACGAAAGACAACCAUCAUUCUCGAGACAAAGGCUGAGGAGAAGUUGGAGGAGAAGGAAAAGUCAUCGCAUCCCAGCUACGAGUUCGGAUACGGUGUGAAGGAUCCGAUCAGCGGGGAUCACAAGGAUCAGUGGGAGAAACGGCACGGAGAUCGGGUAAAGGGUGGCUACCGGUUCCACGAGUCUGAUGGAACGCAGCGGGUGGUUGAGUACAAAGCGGACGGUAAGCGUGGCUUCGAGGCGACGGUGAAGAACUUAGAACUCAAGGAGGAGAAGAAAGAAGAGCAAGAGGAAACAGAGGAGGAGGCAGUGGUGACGGAGGAAAAAUCGGGCGGUUUCAAGAAGGGCAAGGUGGCGCAUAGUUACAGUUACCUCAAGAGAACAGGCCACUAA
Anopheles coustani is the source of this 546-nucleotide messenger RNA. RefSeq lists its product as uncharacterized. The record is from RefSeq and is a predicted model, not a curated record. The transcript is spliced from 3 exons. Gene Ontology annotation, cellular component: extracellular matrix. Bases 1 to 546 code for a protein of 181 amino acids. NCBI's taxonomy places the organism in Eukaryota, Metazoa, Arthropoda, Insecta, Diptera, Culicidae.